GCAGCCGCACGGGCAUCUCCGCGGCGGCCUCGGCGGUUUCAGCUGCCAGGCCCGGGCGGUAGCGCGGCGGGGACGGCGCGUUCCCUCGUGCUUCGCUUCGCCUCGCCUCGCCCCGCCAAUCCCGCCGCCGGGGCGGGGCGCCGGCACAGCGGUGACAUUGAGGGGCGCCGGGCAGGUUUGAGCUGAGGCGAACUGCGCCAUGUGGUGCCGCGCUGCUAGGGCUGUUAAACUGCUGGGAAGAAAUACUCCCUCGGUUGUGAUGACUAACGGAGUGGUUCCGAAGAUAAACAGGAGGCUUUGCAUUAAACCCCAGAAAGAAAGUACACCUCAGCCAAGUCGGCCUACUUUGCGGGUGCCUGGACACAAGCCUACAGACUGGGAGAAAAGAUUUUUGUUGUGGGCAGGCCACUUCAAAACACCAGAGGAAAUACCAGAGACCGUCUCGAUUGAAACAAUCAGAGCAGCAAAAACCACACUGCGUGUGAAGUUCAGCUAUGUCAUGAUCGCCUUGACUAUACUGGGAUGCAUAAUCAUGGUGAUUAGAGGGAAGCAGGCUGUAAAGAGGCAUGAAUCUCUUACAAGCAUAAACCUGGAGAAGAAAGCUCAAUGGAGAGAGCAAGGUGCUCCAAGUACAUCUGACAAACCUUAGAGGAUGAAAUGAAGAGGCCAACGACUGGGGAGGAAACGCUCAGUCUUUUUCAGCACGGGUGGACACAGUCACAUCUUUCCUGUAUGUUAGUUCUGUACAUUCACGUUCAAGAAAGAAUGAAUACAUUACCCUGUGAUAAUAAAACCAGAAAUAUGUAUUUUCUUUUCCUAACAA
Molecule: messenger RNA, 823 nt
Organism: Colius striatus (speckled mousebird)
Lineage: Eukaryota; Metazoa; Chordata; Aves; Coliiformes; Coliidae
Gene: FAM162A
Product: family with sequence similarity 162 member A
Exons: 5
Coding region: 200-649 (149 amino acids)
Biological process (GO): neuron apoptotic process; positive regulation of release of cytochrome c from mitochondria; cellular response to hypoxia
Cellular component (GO): mitochondrion
Source: RefSeq, a predicted model, not a curated record